This is a messenger RNA of Chinchilla lanigera (long-tailed chinchilla), 1539 nucleotides long. RefSeq names its product aquaporin 8 (gene Aqp8). Gene Ontology annotation, molecular function: water channel activity. Gene Ontology annotation, cellular component: plasma membrane. The coding region runs from base 193 to 978 and encodes 261 amino acids. The record is from RefSeq and is a predicted model, not a curated record. Lineage: Eukaryota; Metazoa; Chordata; Mammalia; Rodentia; Chinchillidae. The transcript has 6 exons. Gene Ontology annotation, biological process: transmembrane transport; water transport.
UCUCCUGGAUGCAGGGCGCCUCCUCCCAGGCUUUAUUGUUUUCCCAACACCUUCACGAAGCUCCUGGUCACUUUAAAAGGGGCAGAGCCUGUAGCGGGAUCCGGGUCUGUGUGCCUCAGGCCAGUGUGCAGGACAGCAGGCCGAUUCCCAGCAGCCCUGGCGGGAGCCCAAGCCCCGAGCCUCUUUACCCUGAUGCCCGGAGAGCCGUCUAUGUGUGACAUACAACGUGGCAGCGGUAAGGCCAAGGAGCCGGGCGUGGGGGGCCGGUUUCGCGCGUCCUGGUACGAGCGCUUUGUGCAGCCCUGCCUGGUCGAGCUGCUGGGCUCGGCCCUGUUCAUCUUCAUCGGCUGCCUGUCCGUCAUCGAGAAUGGCCCAGACACCGGGGUGCUGCAGCCGGCCCUGGCCCACGGACUGGCCUUGGGGCUCGUCAUCGCCACGCUGGGGAACAUCAGCGGCGGCCACUUCAAUCCUGCAGUGUCACUGGCAGCCAUGCUGAUCGGAGGCCUCAACGUGACGAUGCUCCUGCCCUACUGGAUCUCGCAGCUGUGUGGGGGGAUGAUUGGGGCUGCCUUGGCCAAGGCGGUCAGUCCCCAGGAGCGGUUCUGGAAUGCCUCUGGCGCGGCCUUUGUGACGGUCCAGGAGGACGAGCAGGUGGGCCGGGCCCUGGGGGCGGAGAUCGUCUUCACCACGCUGCUGGCCCUGGCGGUGUGCAUGGGCGCCAUCAACGAGAAGACGCGGGGCCCCCUGGCCCCCUUCUCCAUCGGCUUCUCCGUGACCGUGGACAUCCUGGCAGGGGGCGCUGUCUCUGGAGCCUGCAUGAACCCCGCUCGUGCCUUUGGGCCUGCUGUCGUGGCCAGCUACUGGAAAUUCCACUGGAUCUACUGGCUGGGGCCGCUCCUGGCUGGGCUGCUUGUGGGACUGCUCAUUAGGCUCUUCAUCGGGGACGGGAAGACUCGCCUAAUCCUAAAGGGCCGGUGAAGCAGAGCUGUGGGGCUCCCGCUGCCCGGGCUCCCUCGGCCGAGCGCCCUGGGCUGAGGGCGGGACAGAGGCCCGGAGGAGCGACUGGCCUUGGACUUGGGUCUGGCUUAUUGGGCAGACAGGCUGCUCUGAAGCCCUGAGGAGGCUCUGGGUCUGGAAAUAGUCCUGUGCUGACUGGAAGCCUCAGCCUAGGGAGCGUGCUGCCAGAACCCCCCGAGAGGUGGAAGCGGUACGGUAGAGGAGGUUUUUCUUGAGAGGGAAGAAGGUCUGAGGAGCAGAAGAGUUGGGAGAAGUGGAGGUUCAUGCACAUUAGCUGGAUUCUCCCCGCCACCCCCGCCCCAGCCCGCCCCUCUCUGCUUUUUUCAGGGCUGGGGAUCCAACCCAGGGCUUCGGGCACACCAGGCCAGCGCUGUGCCGCUGGGUCGUAUCCCAGCGCUCGGCAGCCUCUUUCUUUUCCUUCUGUCGCUCUUUGAUUCCUGUUACAGAAGAGCCUUCUGGGGCCUGAGCACCUCGUCAAGCUGCCAAUCUAACUUCACAAUAAACAACCUAACACUCCCCCCA